GGAAUUGGCAUUCCUGCCGCAAGUAUCCACUUUUUCACGGGCAACAAAUUGACAAAGAAUUUUAAAGAUUAUUUCUUGUGGCCAUUGCAGGUUCCGCAAAAGCCACUUGCCAAAAUAGGAGGCUCGAACGGAGCCCAGACCCGAAGUGAACGAUCGUAGAAACCGUGAAUAUUGUGGAAUUUGAGUACUGAAACGCACCAAACCUUUUUUUGUAUGCCGUGAGCUAAGAGAAGGCGGAAAUCGGGAGUUGGGAAUCCGGGAAUAGGGAAUUGAAAGAACGAGUCGGAGGGAAAUGGAGCAAAACUCGAACAGUUCUCCCGCGGAGGCGUUGGUAGAGGCACCAGCUCCAGAUUCAGAGUAUGGCAUUGAUAACUGCUCCGGAUCCGGGUUGUCGGGUUGCGAUACUGUGAGCGCCAAUCAUGAGUUUCAGACCAUGAAACCUGGACCCGGGGUUGUGCACGGGGUGCUUGCCAGCACCACCACCGCAGCCACAAAUGGACGCACUCGAGCCGAAUUGCCGCACAGCGAGCUGGUUAAAAUGUUAUACUACCUGGAAGGUGAACUACAAGCGCGGGAUGUCUGCAUUGCCGCCCUGAGGAACGAGCGAGUAAAGCAGCUCAUUGCCCAGCUGCGUACUAAGCGAUUACAGCCCAACGAUCCAUAUGCGGCCAUAUUUCGGGAUAAGAUCGCUCUCAAUGGGAACCUUAUCUCCAGGGAAUCAUCUACUCAGGCGGCCCAGGCCGAAAUGGAGGUGCGUCAAAUAAUUGAGCAGCAGAUGGAGCAACAGUAUCAAAUGGUCAGCAAGCAGAGAGCCACACAUGUACGUAUGGUAAACAUACUGACCGAAUCGCUGGAGAACAACCAGCGUAUGCUGCAGGAGUUAGAGGAGGAGAAGCGAAAGCACGAGCACACCACGGCGCAGGGAGAUGACAUCACAUACGGCCUUGAGAUGGAGCGCAGCAAGCUUAAGCAGGAUCUCGAGGAAGAACGGGCACAGGUGGCCAAAAUGGAGAAGGAUUUGAAGAAGCUGCAGGAGACGCUUGAGUACGAGCGCAAUCGACAAAAGCAGAUUGUUCUUCUUCUGAUUGCGGAGCGCAAAAAAAUAUUGAUGAAAUAUAUUGAAGAAGGAAAACGCUCUGAGGAUCUAGCUCAAAUUCUGGCAGAGGAGAAGCAACGUUCAGACACUAUAGCCGAGGGUCUCGAAGAGGAGAGCAAAAAGUCAUUGCGCAUGGAGGAGGAGCUGGAGAAACAAACACAUGCCAUGGAGCAGGAACGAAAAGUUCUGUUUGCUAAACUGGCGAAGGAGGAACUACGGGUUAAGGAGCUGGAGCAGGAACUUAAUGCCCUACGCGGCGAACACGAGGCUCUGAAAAAGCAGCAGCCACUAGGGGGCAGCGGAUCUUCAGUGACCGCCACUAAGGCGCGACAAUUCAGCGACGACGCCUGUGCCACGCCCCCAAUGGUGAACAUCGCCAAGAUCGUGCAGCCAACUGCCACGGUUACUAGCAUGCCGGUUUCGGGACCACAGACCGGCAUCGCGCGUUCCAUAGCGCCGGGCCAAAACAUCCGGAGUGCUGGUAUCGCAACGGCGCCCACGGGCACGGCCACAGCAGCAAUAGCACCACUUUCGGCCGUGCUCAACCACACCACAACCACUACGAACAACACCACCAGCAGUAGCAACGCCACCGGAAUCGUUGGGCAAGCAACAGCAUUGAUGGAAACGUCUGCCACAGUCACCGUACCCAUGGUAGCGCCACCCUCACCCUCGCCGGCGAAGAUGCAGCCAACGGCCACUAUUCAGCGGGCGCCCGGUGGCAAAUAUGCCGCCCUGGCUGCGGCAGCUGCGCUCGAUCAGACGGCCACACCACCACAUCCUCAUCCCGUUCCCAUUGCCGUGCCACCAGUUACAGUACCACCUGCGGGAGCCCGUGGUGCACCGCCACCCAUACCGACCAAGCCGAUCGUACCGCCCAAGCGGGAGCCAUCGCUCUCUCGGCUGGGGUCGAUCUCGGGCAGCAGUGCCAUAGCGGCUGCCACGGCGGCCACCGCAUCCACCACGGCCACAGCAUCGACGAGCGCGGCAAAGCAUAAUUAGACACCCCCACUCAGAUUCACAUUAAUAACUGAUAUUGGGCGUAGGAUAAGUGAAAUACUCAAGCAGCGUAGUCCCUCAACGACCCCACUAGGCAACAGGAUCUUCCAUCUCGAACUGCCAUAAGAAAUAGUUCUUCCUGCAUCCAUUCCUAAAAAGCUGCCUUUUUUAUAAUCAAACUGUUUCUCUAAACAGUAAUCGUAACCUUGGGUCACUUAUAAACAUUUGAAACUUUUUUGAAUUCUUUAAAUAUUUUCUAAUUCUUGUUAUCAAUUCCAAUUACAAAAGAUUUCGAUUUUUACAUUUUUAGAAUCUUUUUAAAAUGGAAUUAUCAACAUUGAUUAAUAUUUCAUUGCAAUUCAAAAUUAUUCUUAAUGUUAAGAUCUUCAACUAUGGUAUAUACCCCGAGGGUAAAUGAUUUCCCUAAAAAUGGAAGUGAAGUUAAUUUUUUUAUUUAACAUAUUUGUAUGUAAAAGUAUUGUUCAAUUUUUUUCCCAAAACUCCAUAAAAUCUUGUCAGUUCGAGAUUGGAAUGUUAAUAAGUUGACAUUUUUUGAUUAUUUGUGUAUUUUCUGUUGCCUAGUGUGAUUGGCCAAGGAAUGAUUUUGAAAGAAAAAUUAGUAGGAGUUUGUUAAGCAUUAGAAUGAUGAAUACGCAGUGCGAUCCACCCCUGGCGGCUUUUCGUCUAUGUUUAGUUUAGUUUUGAUUGUUUUUACCAAGCGAAUGAUAUAUAUUUUGUAAUGCCGAUGGCGGUUCAAGGGCCAAGCCAAGAGACAAGCGACUUUAAUUGUAAUUCCGUACAUAGUAAUCGAACAUUUUGUACAAGGCCGUGCGAUUCUCAUAACGAUUAACAACCAGAAUAUAUAGUAAUUAUAUACAUACCCCCAGAUAUAUAUAUAUCCACGCAUAUACAUAAACUUAUGUGUACUAACCCUUGAGCUCUGGGCGUUGUUUAAUAGUUUUAGGUGCGUCGUAUACGUGUGUCAACUUUCUAUCUGUGCAGCUAAAGUACUUCGUAGUGAUUGAUUUUAAUAUAUUUUAAGUUUGGUUUAAGCUGUUUUGAUUUGCCGCCUAGCUGAUUCCAGAGAAGUGUAUCCUAUAGAUUAACCCAUGCCGUGUACACUAGCAUAGUUAGCUGGGAUACCAGCAGGUUGGAGCUGCUUUUAACGAUUGCGUUAUCCUUAGUUUACUAAUGCGUACUGUAAACCCUCCAGCCCCAUGCAGCUUGGAUUUCCUUUUAGUCAAAGGGCAGCAGCCAGUCAAGUAGUGUUGUUGGUACAAUAAAUAGCAAAGAGGCACAAGAUAUAAACAAAAUGCGUAUGAAUAACAAGUUAGCAAUGCAAACAAUCUAUAUUACGAUGUAUUGGAAAAGCGAAAAAUACAAAAUAAAUUACUCUAAAAAUGCA
Molecule: messenger RNA, 3500 nt
Organism: Drosophila eugracilis
Lineage: Eukaryota; Metazoa; Arthropoda; Insecta; Diptera; Drosophilidae
Gene: Naus
Product: CTTNBP2 N-terminal-like protein
Exons: 4
Coding region: 293-2098 (601 amino acids)
Source: RefSeq, a predicted model, not a curated record